Molecule: messenger RNA, 1503 nt
Organism: Xylona heveae TC161
Lineage: Eukaryota; Fungi; Ascomycota; Xylonomycetes; Xylonales; Xylonaceae
Exons: 1
Coding region: 1-1158 (385 amino acids)
Source: RefSeq, a predicted model, not a curated record
AUGUUGCUCCAAAAUGUCCUUUUGGCCUUACUUUUCCAAGGUUCCAUUUCUUUGGCAAAUCCUGCAUAUGUGCAUCAAUCCCCAGCUUUUGUGAGCCAAGUUUCAGCGUCCGAUAUUGUCAAUGGAUCCGUACCAAUCGAUACUUCUCCAUUAACCCCAUUUGCAAAACCGAAAAUAUCGUCAAUCAAUGCUACGGCAUGGGAAUAUUGGUAUUUUGACGGAGUAUCAUCAAAUGGCUCUGCCGGCGUGACUCUUGCUUUCUUCCGGGACCCUUCCCUCGUUUAUCUGGGCCAAGGAAUCCUGCGCGUCAGUGUAGAUGCAGUCUGGUCUAAUGGCUCACGUUUCAACACCGUGGCAUUUGCAGAGAACUCCCUUGUGAGAGGUAGUGAUUAUUGGACCGAAGGUUUUUGGACAAGCAACAAUCUCAUUUCCAGCUACGCCAUUUCCAAUGACUUUUCUCAGUCGACUGUUCAACUCGAUGGUCCAGGAUUCCAAGGAACAUAUACUCUAAACUCUUUCACCAAGGCACGUUAUCCGGAUGGCUCAUCUUUUCCUAAUGGAAACGCGUCUGUCACCUUGGCGCCUUUAAUCUAUUGGAACGAAGCGGUCCCUGCUGGCAGGGUGACGGCUAAUUUGGUGCUCAAUGGCAACGCCCUCCAGUUCGAAGGUAUCGGGGGGUUUGACAGGAACUGGGGUCCCUUCAUAUGGGAUUUCAUCGCUGACCACUGGUGGUGGGCUAGAGCUGUUACCGGCCCCUAUUCUUUGGUAUACUGGACUUUUGUUUCGUCCAUUGACAGACAGACGCAUACGUAUGCGUACCUAGAGAAAGCCGGAGAAACCGUCUUCGCGUCAACGAAAGCCAAUGCCUCAUCGUCGGAAGAUUAUAGUAUCUUCAGCCUCAAAUAUAACGGAACUGUUCACGGCCAAUUUGCAGACAACAGUACCGGGUUUGUAAUCGAGCUAGUAAAGCCCUCCAACAAAAGGCGAUACAAGUUCGAUAUCGAUCAUGUUAAUAUUGUCUUUGAGAGCCCCGGUUCCAAUGACGAAUAUUCAAGGUUUGUCAAUACCGCGAAAGGAGGAGAAGCAGGCGAGAAAGUUUUCAAUGGAGUUUCAAAAAGCGAACAGAACAGGAUCCUUCACUCGUUUCCGAUUCCAUAAGUACUUGAAGCAGCUGCGAGUAUUUCCAAUUGGGAUAGCAAUAAUGAAGUGCUUCGUGGGAAAAGCAACAACCAUAUGUAAAUUUUUUGUCCGAUUUGAGAAGUGAUUCAAUCUGAGCUCUUUCGCAUUGAGUUGAAAUAUUCCUCGCAGCAGAGGUUUCUGUGAAGCAGCUUCGAUGAAUUGACGUCGUUGGGUCUUGCCAGGGAUAAAUGCAACCAUAUCUUAUCGCCGGAAGGAUGCUGGUAGGUUAGCCACACUACGUCAUGCAGCCGCUACUGGCCACGGUUGCACCGCCACGUAGCUGUCAUUCCAACUUCAGGAACUUGCGUAACAAUCCCUAGGCAG